This is a messenger RNA of Condylura cristata (star-nosed mole), 1323 nucleotides long. RefSeq names its product family with sequence similarity 32, member A (gene FAM32A). Gene Ontology annotation, cellular component: nucleolus. The coding region runs from base 42 to 380 and encodes 112 amino acids. The record is from RefSeq and is a predicted model, not a curated record. The transcript is spliced from 4 exons. NCBI's taxonomy places the organism in Eukaryota, Metazoa, Chordata, Mammalia, Eulipotyphla, Talpidae.
CAGGAAGUGUGUCAGUUCGCCUAGAACCGUCCACAGGCACUAUGGCAGCUUACGAACAGGUCCAAAAAGGGCCUCUGAAGUUGAAAGGAGUCGCAGACCUCGGCGUGACCAAGAGGAAAAAGAAAAAGAAGGAUAAAGACAAGGCGAAGAUCCUGGAAGCAAUGGGAACGAGCAAAAAGAACGAAGAGGAGAAGCGGCGCGGUCUGGACAAACGAACCCCGGCCCAGGCAGCCUUUGAGAAAAUGCAGGAGAAACGGCAAAUGGAAAGGAUCCUGAAGAAAGCAUCCAAAACCCACAAGCAGAGAGUGGAGGACUUCAACAGACACCUGGACACACUGACAGAGCACUAUGACAUUCCCAAAGUCAGCUGGACGAAGUAGCCUUCCAGCCCUGAUUGUGGAACACCAUUGAGCAGAAGGGGUUACGUUUGGUGCCUUUGAUGUUUUCUAGGAAUAUCGUACACAUACCCUUUCAUCUUUUGCUGAGACAGUGCUUUUCAAAGCAGUGUGCCUGCAUUCUAGAACUCAAAUUAAAGUGAGAUUGCCCUUUCACUCUAUUUUGGUUUCUUAAAAUAGCAAAGAGAAGAUAAGCCUUUUUAGUUUGGACUGGAAAUCCCUGAAAGCUUAUCCGGAAUCAUUUCUGUGUAAAUGCUAUGGGAGGCUUUUUUAACCCCCAGUGUAUCUAACUCUUUGUCAACAGCCAGCCAGCUAUCUUUGUCUGGAGGAAACUGACUCUAAGGAGCUCAGUCCUCAAGGCUCAAAACGUGCAGACCUCUUGGAGUCUUGCAGGGCCUUCCGUAUUCCUUCUACCGUAGGAUAGAUGCUGUUCUUCCAGGCCCUGAGAAAUCCACUUGCAGCUUCAUGUCAUCCUCACUGAGACAACAUAGCCUAGGAGACAGCUUUCUCUUCUCCAUUACCCCCUUUCUGAGUAUAUGUGGUAGACAUUGCUAGUUGUGCACAGCGUUGUGAUGUAAUCCAAAAGAUGUAUGCCCCACUACUGUGAACCCUGAACUCCAAGCAGGGACCUCAACCUGUAAUUGCUCAGAAUUGGCAUAGAACAUGGAGCCUGUUUGGUGUUUCUGGCCUGAGGACUCUGGGGACAGGGCCAGGUAAGAGCACAGACAGACAUGGGUACAGGUAAAGUGUUGGUAAACCCAGGUUCUGGUGCUGGAGUGCCAGGACCUUUAAGGGUUUAUGUAUACCCAGUGAGGAUGGAACUGCACACCCCUGUGGGAAAAACAUGGAAAGAAAAAGUCUGAUGAGAAAAGCCAAAUGGUGGAUUUGGUGCUGUCAUGUGAACUGCAGAAUAAAGCAAAAGCUAAUU